GUCAGAAAAUGGAGGUGCCACUGAGAGCAGCUGUGUGUGAGAGCCACUCAGUAAAAGUCUAAAAAGAGCUACACAGACAGCAGGACUAGCAAAGCCGGGCAUCCACCUCCCGACACUCUGCGGAGCCUGCUUCCUGAUUAGGCAGGAACAGGAAGGUAGUGCACAACAUGUGACUGCACUGGAGGAUCGCUCAGACAUGAGGAGCAGCAGCAGCCCAGAAGGUCCAGCAGCAGCAGGCAUCCCAUAUCGAGGAGCAGUGUCUUCAGGGCGUCAGCAGCAGAUAAGAUGGCGAAGGGCCCAGCAGCAGAUAAGGUGGCGAAGGGCCCGGCACCACUCUUUCACUGCCAUACCGGGGACCAGCGCCACAAGCAGCACCCCUGGACCAAUUCCUCCGCCGCCGGCAUUUGCGCACUCGCCUCGUCCUGUCCAGCAACGCUCGCAGUUGGAGGACGCAGGCAGCCUUCCAGGUCCCAGCACAGCAGGAGGACACUGGAGAGGAAGGCGCAGCCCUCCCCAAAUCCAGCCGGAGGAAGCCAGGCCAGCCAGCCCCUCAGGCCCUAGUACAGACAGUGUACAUUCCCCCAUACUACCAGAGGAGGAAUCUGAGGAGUGGCCCGAGACUCCUGCACUACCAUCUCCAUCGUUUUCCAUGGUGACAUCGGGCUCAUCCACCCCAACUAGUUCUCUGACCUAUUCACCGGGACUGGCGGACCCGGCUCGUCCCGUGCUACUCCGGAGAAUCCGCCAGUUGCUGUCAAUAGCAAAUAGAUUAUUUUAUCGAAUUGUUGAUAAUUUUUAAAAUUAAUUUAUUUUGUUUUGUUUUUGUUUAGUAUAAUAAUAAUAAUUUGUAUUUGGCGGUG
Pseudophryne corroboree (corroboree frog) is the source of this 860-nucleotide messenger RNA. RefSeq lists its product as uncharacterized. The coding region runs from base 197 to 799 and encodes 200 amino acids. The transcript has 9 exons. Lineage: Eukaryota; Metazoa; Chordata; Amphibia; Anura; Myobatrachidae. The record is from RefSeq and is a predicted model, not a curated record.